AUGAGCGGCUUCCGCUUCCUCAAUCUCGUCCGUCCAUUCCUUCCAAUCCUUCCCGAGGUCUCGUCGCCAGAGCGCAAAGUCCCCUUCAACCAAAAAAUCCUAUGGACUGCCGUCACGCUCCUAAUUUUCCUUGUCUGCUCGCAAGUACCAUUGUAUGGUAUCAUGUCCUCUGAUUCAUCGGACCCUCUAUACUGGAUGCGUGUCAUCCUUGCGUCAAAUCGUGGAACUCUCAUGGAACUCGGUAUUUCGCCAAUCGUCACUUCUGGCAUGAUCAUGCAACUCCUUGCGGGUGCAAAUUUGAUUGAUGUGGAUUUCUCGCUGAAAGAGGACAGGGCCCUUUUUUCUGGUGCUCAAAAGCUCUUCGCUUUGAUCAUUUCCCUUGGCCAGGCGACCGUGUACGUGUUGACCGGGCUUUACGGCCAGCCGAGGGACCUCGGUGCAGGUGUUUGCUUGUUGCUCAUCAUUCAACUCGUGUCUGCGGCCCUUAUCGUCAUCCUCCUCGAUGAGCUCCUUCAAAAGGGCUACGGUCUCGGCUCAGGUAUCUCGCUUUUCAUUGCCACGAAUAUCUGCGAGUCCAUUGUAUGGAAAGCAUUUUCCCCCACCACCAUUAAUACCGGCCGUGGUCCUGAGUUUGAAGGAGCUAUUGUUGCCCUCUUCCAUCUCCUCUUCUCCUGGAACGACAAAGGCCGUGCGCUCAGAGAGGCAUUCUGGCGGGACAGACUCCCUAACGUCAUGAAUCUCAUUGCCACGAUUGUUAUCUUCGCCGUCGUGAUUUAUCUCCAGGGCUUCCGCCUCGAGAUCCCCGUCAAGUCCAACAAAUUCCGAGGUCAACGCGGUUCCUACCCCGUCAAGCUCUUCUACACCUCAAACAUGCCCAUCAUGCUCGAGUCCGCACUCACCUCCAACGUCUUCAUUGUUUCUCAAAUGCUCGCAACCCGCUUCCCUGAUAAUCUCUUCGUUCGUCUGCUUGGUGUUUGGGAGCCCAUGGAAGACUCCCCUCAACUCGCUGCCACCUCUGGUAUCGCGUACUACAUGUCCCCUCCUCACACCAUGAAGGAAGCCAUUCUGGACCCAAUCCACACAGCGAUCUACAUUAUUUUCAUCUCCACCACUUGCGCACUUUUCUCCAAGACGUGGAUUGAAGUCUCCGGUUCUGGCCCUCGCGACGUUGCCAAACAACUCAAGGAUCAACAAAUGGUUAUGGCUGGUCACCGUGAAGGCUCGAUGUACAAGGAACUCAAGCGUGUCAUCCCUACUGCUGCCGCCUUCGGUGGUGCUAUCCUCGGGCUUCUCUCUGUAGCUGCUGAUCUCCUUGGUGCCAUCGGCUCCGGCACUGGUAUUCUCAUGGCCGUUACUAUUAUCUACAGCUACUGGGAAAUCGGCAUGCGCGAAUCAGGAGGACCAGAAAUGGCUGCCCUCGGGGACUUGCUAUAA
Molecule: messenger RNA, 1434 nt
Organism: Pleurotus ostreatus (oyster mushroom)
Lineage: Eukaryota; Fungi; Basidiomycota; Agaricomycetes; Agaricales; Pleurotaceae
Product: translocon subunit
Exons: 6
Coding region: 1-1434 (477 amino acids)
Biological process (GO): post-translational protein targeting to membrane, translocation; SRP-dependent cotranslational protein targeting to membrane, translocation
Cellular component (GO): membrane; Sec61 translocon complex
Molecular function (GO): signal sequence receptor activity; ribosome binding; transmembrane protein transporter activity
Source: RefSeq, a predicted model, not a curated record